AUGAUUUUCUGUUCAUCAUUUGUUAUCCAUCGAAAAUACUGCAGUUCUAAACCCCAUAAGGGGGAGCUGCCUUACCAAGUCCAUCAUAUCUCGGAACAUUUCUUUUUCUUCUUUCUUUUUAACAGUGUUGGAGGAAAUGAAAACAUAAGUACAGUCACAACACUAGCAAAUAUUCUUCGUGAGUUCAACCCAUCCCUGAUAGGGUAUUCUAUUGGUACUGGAAAGGAGACUACAGAUAAUGCUGCACUUAACCAAGCUGUGGCAGGGAAUCAUGCAGAGGAUGUUCCUGCGCAGGUUAGAAGACUAGUGGACCGAAUGAAAAAUGAUACUAGGAUAAAUUUGCAGACUGACUGGAAGCUGAUAACACUUUUAAUAGGAGGAAAUGACCUAUGCAAAUUCUGCAACAAUCCAGUACAGUAUUCUCCUGAAAACUACACCUACAAUCUACAAAGAGCUUUGGACAUACUUCACAGAGAGGUUCCACGGGCAUUUGUCAACCUGGUGACAGUGCUUUUCACACCAGGCCUUCGGGAGCUGCAUGCAUCACAAAACAAUACCUGCCCAAGGAGGAUUAUGAGGAUCCUGUGUCCUUGUGUCGUAAACCCUGAGGACAAUUCCAACGCGUUCAAGAAGUUGGUCUACUUUAACAGAAGGUAUCAGGAGAGGACCCGCCAGUUAGUGGAGAGUGGAAGGUAUGAUACUACGGACAAUUUCACAGUGGUUAUGCAGCCAUUUUUGAUGAAUAUGAACAUGCCAAAAACACAGGAAGGGUUGCCAGACAGUUCAUAUUUUGCCCCGGACUGUUUCCACUUCAGCCAGAAGUCUCAUUCCCAGGCUGCACGUGCUUUGUGGAACAAUAUGCUGGAACCCUUAGGGGAGAAGACAGAUAAUCAACAAAUGGAAGAUGAGAUUCUUCUCAGAUGUCCAAGUGAGGCUGAGCCAUUCCUGAGGACGUAUAAGAACAGUAAUUACACAUACCCUAGCCAAACUUCAAAUUAUGGAACCCAGCUGCUAUGUGCGGACAGGACUCCAUCCUCCCCGCCUGCAACUUCAGUGCAUUCCCUAAAGCCAGCUGAUGUGAAAAUUAUAGCAGCCCUGGGGGAUUCUUUGACGGCUGGUACAGGAAUUGCCUCAGAUAAUCUCCUGGAUUUGGACACUGAAUACCGGGGACUGUCUUGGAGUAUUGGAGGAGAUGCAUCAUUAGAGAAUGUGACAACUCUACCUAACAUUUUUCGAGAGUUUAAUGUUACAAUCAUGGGCUAUUCAACUGGCACCGGGAGUGAGAAUGAUUCGAAUUCAUUCCUUAACCAGGCAGUUCCUGGAGCACAGGCUGAGCACUUACCAGCCCAAGCAAGGAAUCUCCUGAGACUAAUGAAAACUGAUCCUAGAAUUGACUUCAGUGCUGACUGGAAGCUCAUAACGGUGCAUAUUGGAGGCAAUGAUCUGUGCAACUAUUGCAAAGAUCCUGAUCAUUACUCAGCUGUGAAUUUUGUCAGAAGGAUUCAAGAAACUCUUGACAUUCUGCACAAGCAGGUUCCGAAAGCUCUAGUGAGUCUGGUUCAAGUGAUGGACCUCCUUCCUCUGAGACAGUUGUUUGUGGAUUCUCAAGUUUAUUGCCCUACUUACAUGGCAGAUUAUCUGUGUAGUUGUGUUCUCACAGGAGAAGAAAACUCACCAAAUUUAACGAUGGUGAGGGAAGCCACCAGAGCUUACCAGCUUGGCAUUCAGAGACUAGUGGAGUCUGGCAGAUACGACACUCAUGAAAAUUUUACAGUGAUCAUCCAGCCUUUCCUCCAAAAUCCCAAGAUUCCUCUUGGUCAGGAUGGGCACCCAGAUACCUCCUACUUUUCACCUGACUGCUUCCAUCCAAGCCAGAAAGGCCAUUCUCAGCUUGCCAAGGCUCUCUGGAAUGCUGUGUUACAGCCUGUAGGCCAGAAAGCUGACUCAUUUAAUUUCAUGGAUGACAUCGUCCUUGACUGUCCAACUCAGAACAAGCCAUUCCUGGGAACGUACAAGAAUACCAACUACACACAUCCACCUGUGGAGCCCACUAAUGAGCCAACAGAGAAUUGGGGCAGUGACCUGUCAUGUUCUGAACAGACUCCAUCCAGUCAUGUCCCAACAUCAGUACAUGAGCUACAACCUGUUGAUAUCAAAGUCAUAGGAGCACUGGGUGAUUCCCUGACUACUGCAGUAGGAGCCAAAGCAACUGACCUACAAACAGACUGGAGGGGACUUUCCUGGAGUAUUGGAGGUGAUGGGACCCUGGAGACCCAGACUACUUUACCCAAUAUCUUGAAAAAAUUCAGUCCAAACCUCUUUGGCUUCUCCACUGGCAGCUCCAAGGAAACAGCUGGAUUCAAUGUUGCGGAGAGAGGCGCCACCGCACGUAAUAUGUCAGCCCAAGCACGUGAAUUGGUGGAGCUAAUGAGAAGCAGCUCGAAAAUUAAUUUCAAGGAAGAUUGGAAGCUGAUCACUGUCCUUGUUGGAGGCAACGACCUAUGCCAGUACUGUUUGGACAAGGAAGCCUAUUCAGUGCAAAAGUAUGUAACGCACCUUCAGGACGCUCUGGAUAUUUUCUAUGAGGAGCUCCCAAGAGUCUUUGUUAACGUGGUGGAGAUACUAGAGAUUUCUGGACUGCGUCAGAUAGCAGCAAGCUCUUCAGGGUGCGCUUUGACAGCAAAGAAAGUUUGCCCAUGUUUCUUAAACCCCGAGGAAAACUCUCCUGAACUACAAGAAAUUAAGAGAGUUAACCGAGAUUUUCAGGCUGAAGCCUUACAGCUGAUCAACAGUGGUCGGUACGAGGAGCGUGAGGACUUUGCAGUUGUCGUGCAGCCGUUUUUCCGAAACACCUUGCUGCCCACAGACAGUAAUGGCAAGCCAGAUCUGAGUUUCUUUGCUGCAGACUGCUUUCACUUCAGUGUAAGAGGUUACGCUGAGAUGGCCAUGGCUCUCUGGAAUAAUAUGUUGGAGCCAGUUGGUGAAAAGCAGACUUACAACAACUUUACCCAUGACAGAUCAAAACUCAAGUGUCCAAACCCAGAGAAACCCUUUCUUGCCACACUGAGAAAUAGUGGAUUCAGAAAUUCAGAUCUCAGCUUGGAGAAAACUGAACCUUCAGUCCCCUACUGGGCUGUCAUUGUGGCUGCAGUAGCUGGAGUCUUGGCGGGUUCUUUACUUAUCUGGCUUUUGUCAGGAAGACAAGCCAGGAGGCGCCAACAUGAGACCAACACAGAAAGGAAGAUUAAAAUGACAUCUCUGUAAAGCAAGUGGAACAAACCUCUGUCUGCUGAGGCUGCUCUCUGGUGUGAUGCAGAGAGCAGCAGAAUAAAAAAAUAAAAAAAAAAAAAACAAAACAAAAAAAAACACACCACACACCACCAAACAAAAAAACCCUGGUGGAUAUAAAUUAAGCUUCUUGGUUAGCCAGAGAUUUUUUGGACAAAUAAUCUUGCUCAGAAAUGUGCUACAGAGUUAGCUUCUGCAGAUAAGUCA
Messenger RNA from Phalacrocorax carbo (great cormorant), 3495 nucleotides. The record is from RefSeq and is a predicted model, not a curated record. NCBI's taxonomy places the organism in Eukaryota, Metazoa, Chordata, Aves, Suliformes, Phalacrocoracidae.